Lingula anatina is the source of this 1379-nucleotide messenger RNA. Its product is annotated as TM2 domain-containing protein 2. The record is from RefSeq and is a predicted model, not a curated record. NCBI's taxonomy places the organism in Eukaryota, Metazoa, Brachiopoda, Lingulata, Lingulida, Lingulidae.
AUGGCUGCUUCCUUGAGAGCAGCCGUCGUCAGCUUGUUUUUUAUUUUACUUCAAUUUGUUCUCAUUCUCAAUCUGCAAACAGAUAAUAUAUACGUACCAAUUGGUCAAGAAAGAUACAGUGAAGAAGAGGGGUAUCAUUAUAACCCUGAAGGGCCUUUGGUCCUCUGUGAGUACCUGCCAGAAGAGUUUAUUGGUUGUGAAGAGCCAACUGAUCAUGAUGGGAACCUGACAGCUAGGGAUGAGUUAGGAUAUGGUUGUGUUAAGUGGGGCGGCCAGAAGUAUGAUGAAGUGGAGAAGACCAAAGUAGUGUGCCGCGUGUUAGAUUACAUCGAAUGUUUUGGCAACAGAACUUUUUUCAAGGAUGGAGUACCAUGUAUCAAGUACACAGGGCAUUAUUUUGUUGUCACUCUCAUCUACUCUGUUCUACUGGGCUUUUUAGGCAUAGACAGGUUUUGUCUAGGUCACACUGGGACAGCUGUAGGCAAGUUGAUGACAUUGGGAGGAGUUGGGAUAUGGUGGAUAGUGGACAUCAUUUUACUUGUAACUGGGCAGCUUUUACCGGAGGAUGGCAGCAAUUGGAUGCCAAACUAUUAAAAUUUGCAUGAUAACAGAUGGAUAUCUACUAAAUUAUAGAAAGGCAUACAACAUCUUGAUGAGAAGUUAUCCCAAGAAAGUGCAGUUCAUCAGUGCUGAUUGACAUUGCCAGACUGAGGGCUGUUCUGGAAGUGUAAAGCUCUGACCAUAUAACACAGGUCUGUGGCAUGAUGAUGCUUAGUGAAUACCACAAUUAAACUCUACUAUCCUGCAAGUGGUUUUAGUGUUGCUCACAAGGGCAUAACUGGUUUUCUUCUCUGUAAUUCACAUUAAAACUAGAUACCUACUAGUUUGUACAUGCAUAAAUUUGACGACAUCUGCCAGUGUUGAUAAACAUUCCUAUUAACAGACUCCAUAUUGAAAAAUUAAAAAAAAAAGAAAAGAAAAAUUGAGUCCAUACUUAAGGAUUAUUAUGGCAGAUUUUUUUUAUUGAAAAUAGCACAGCCAGCAUGCACCUUUGAUCUGCCAACAGAAUUAUAACAUAUUGGUAUUGCCAAGUGCAGAUUGUAGACAAGGGUGUAUAUCAAGAAGGUAUAACUGACCACAUAAUAAGAAAAGGUAGUAAAUGUUUUUAAAAAUAUGAGGUAGAUGUGUGUGUGUGUGUGUGUGUGUGGCUUUCUUUAACACAUUUGGGAGGAAAGUUGAAUUUCUCUAAUAAUUGUUGUCUCAUUAUUGCCAGAAUAAAUGUAUGUCAUAAAAUGUAAAAGAAUUGUACAUAGAUGUAAAUUAUGACCAAAAAAUGUUAUUUGUAAAUAAACACUUGUAUAUUUGCAGUAAUUUACGUU